GUUGCUGCUGCCGCUGCUGCGUGCGCUCCGUUUCGUUUCUCUCUCCGACGGUCGACGAUGAAAAAUAUGGCGGCGCUCAUCAGGCAUGCCUCGUACGGGAUUCCGUUCAAAAGUACGUCCGCUCUAUUUGCGGUCACUACGACGACAAACGCACGUCGCGGCGUUGCGCGCUUCGCGAGCAAGCUGAGUUCCGCUAACGAUGCCUUCAAGCAGAAUCCGAAGUUGGAAGCUACCAGGAAGUCUCUUUCCGCGAAAGGAUUUCUUCGACCGAUAAAGCCAUAUGAUCCACCUUCCGACGUAAACGAGCGGAUUGACAAAAUCUGUGCGAGCCAACAAAUCUCGACGGGCGACGAGGCGAAGCUCGAGGGCGGUCUUUCGCGCUUUAAAAUCUUUGCAGCCUGUGCGGAAGAGUUCAAGCAUUCCGUGCCAAAUUCGUUGCUUUGCAUAAUCGAAACGGUCGGAGACUUAAAAGAAUUUUAUCAUACUCCGGUGGACACUGCUACACCACUCGAAACAUUACGAAGGAUGCAGCUUCCGAAGAACUUACAUGUACAAUAUGAAUAUCAUCGUUUCCAUCCUGAUACAGACACGAUGUUUGGUGGCAAGACGGCUUUUCCGCUCAGCUCGACUCUCGUCACUGGUUUGAAAUACAAGAAGAAAUACAAAGGUUUCAAGCUGGAGGAUCCAUUUUAUCAGGAAUAUAAACGACUCAAAUAAAAUUCUACCUUUGCAUUUCGAAGAAUACUUGUAUUAUUUCCUAUCGAAUUCUUAUCAAAAAACGGAUUGCUUGUAAUAUAUGAAAAAAAUAAAACACGUGAAACUUUUUAAUAUACACACACACACACACACACACACACACAUAUUUUUUUUCUUUGUUAUAAGCGUAUAAGAAUAUUUUCAUGAUAAGAAUUAUUUAUUAAUGUUAUAUCGUUGUAUUAUUGUAAGAUUUGAUUAUGUGGAAGAAACAGAAGGGUGUUCGCUAUAUUUCUAUCAAUAGAAAGUGUAAAUUUUAUUUUAUACUUAAAUGUUAAUAAAAGUAUAAAUAUGUAUUUGA
Messenger RNA from Vespula vulgaris, 1054 nucleotides. RefSeq lists its product as uncharacterized. The record is from RefSeq and is a predicted model, not a curated record. The transcript has 5 exons. Lineage: Eukaryota; Metazoa; Arthropoda; Insecta; Hymenoptera; Vespidae. Gene Ontology annotation, cellular component: mitochondrial large ribosomal subunit; mitochondrion. The coding region runs from base 58 to 717 and encodes 219 amino acids.